AUGCGACGACUCAAGAGGAUUCCGUCAAAGGCCGAUCAAGACGGUGAUGCACCUUCCGAAGUUGCGCCUGGUCGAGCUUUGCUUAGUCGAUGGACGUUCGGUAGUCAUAUAACCCGCAGACCUUCCGCGGCAUCGGCGGCUCCUUCGAUACCCCAUGCAGCCAAAGGGCCAUUUGGCCUCACCACACUCCAUCAACCUCUGCUUAAGGAGCCGACGGCUCAUAUCGUAUUCGUUCACGGCCUCGGGGGCGGCUCGGAGCAUACGUGGUCGAAGGGAAACAUGAUGUGGCCGCGGGAUCUGUUACCAGUUCAAGAUCCAUUCCAAAGCGUAACAAUUCACACCUUCGGGUAUGACUCGGACUUCAAGAAAAGGAGCAUUUUGGAUAUCCAUGACUUCUCUAAGUCACUUCUUGGGAGUCUGAAGGACAGUCCAAGCGUCCUUGAAAAUAAGAGUCCCAUCAUCUUGGUUGCUCACAGCAUGGGUGGUCUAGUCAUCAAGAAGGCUUAUACGAUAGCCCGGCGGAUGAGUGGCUAUGAAGAUCUGGCCUACCGCAUCAAGUCUAUGUUUUUCAUAGCAACACCUCAUCGUGGUUCAAAUCAUGCGCAAAUCCUAUCUAACAUACUCCAUCUCGUGUCCGGGCCACGACUGUUCUUGAAAGACCUCGAGCGGGGGUCCGCAGUUAUAAUCACAAUUAUUGAAGAAUUCGUGCGCUUUGCCGGCGACAUCCAGCUUCACUCAUUCUACGAAACAAAGCCACUUAGCAUUACUGGAGUGGGAAAGAUUUUGAUCGUAGAGAAGGAUAAUGCCGUCCUCGGUUACGAAAAUGAAAGAUCAGAACCUCUUCACGGAGAUCACAGGAGCAUAUGCAAGUUCGACUCGGCAGACGAUCCCAACUUCAAAAUCUUGCAUCAGGCACUGGCACACGCUAUCUCUGACGUUAGCAGCUCCACGCAGAAGCUGCAAGAAGAGAACACUAUGCAGCACCGCAAGCUGCUUAGCGAGAUCUUCAAUAUAUACGAGCCACCUGAAGACGAUCUGUAUCGAGUAGCAUCUGAACGAGUUCCUGGUACAUGCUCUUGGCUACACGGCAAGGAGUCUUACAGAAACUGGGUCGUUGAAGAAGAACCCCAUAUUCUGUGGUUACGAGGGCCACCAGCGGCGGGAAAAUCAUUCGUCAGUGGCAGCAUCAUCGAAGAAUUGAGGGGUUCUGGUCACAAGGUUCCCUUUUUCUUUUAUGUAUACGGUGACACCUCGAAAUCGAUGAUCUCGACAUUCUUAUUGUCAAUCGCUUGGCAGAUCGCCGUUCUAUAUCCCGAAGUUGAACGCAAGGUGCUUGACAUCCUUACCAACAAUCCAACGUUACCAAAAGCCAGUGACUUCAGAACAAUCUGGCGGAAGUUAUGGUCACAGGGCAUCCUCAUGGCAGGGACCGAUUCAAAGAAACUGCCAUUCAUCAUUGUUGACGCUGUUGAUGAGUGUCGAUUGGACCAGGAUCUCGUACAGCUAUUAUUGAAAGUGGUCGAAAGCGGCACUGCCAAAGUUUUCCUGACUUCCAGACAUGACCCAGACUACUACCACAUUUCUUCGAGGUUCAUCUCGCAGCUUGAUAUCAACAUGGAAGACACUCAACGAGACAUAUCUCUAUAUCUUGACCAGUACACUGAUACAGUGGACGAAACGGUUCGCAGGGUUAUAAUGUAUAAGACGAAUGGGUGCUUUCUGUGGGCUGUUCUGGUCGUCGGACGUUUGAUGGGUUGUAAAACCAGACAAGCGAUCCUACGUACUGUGCAUGAGGACCCCGAAGGUAUGGACCAGCUUUACGCCAGAAUCGUCCAAACCAUGUCUAACCGCGAUGUUGCUGAGCAUAUUCUUACCUGGGUCGCUUGCGCAAUCCGCCCUUUGACGCUUGAGGAAAUGGAAUAUGCAGUGAGUCUGCAUACGGAAGAGGACAGAGAAUCCAUCCGGGCCAUCAUCACUAGAAACUGUUACGAUCUGGUCUACAUCAAUGCGAAAGGCCAAAUACGGAUGAGACACUCAAGUGCCAGAGAGUUUCUUCUGAGGAACGACAUAAAUAACGAACAGCCGGGUUUCACAAUUGACAGCAAACAGGGUCAUAAAAUGCUAACCCUAGCUUGUUUACGGUAUCUGACAGGCCCCGAAAUGAAAGGAAAACAGAAGAGAAAGAUGAGUGUCAAUACCAAGCCGCGCUCUGCUUUCGUGUCUUACGCAUCAAUCGCCCUCUACGGACACUUGAACUCUACUUCGGCUCAAGACGAGGAGGUACUUCACGCAUUGGCAACGUUCCUUAGGUCAACGAAUCUCCUCGCCUGGAUUGAAUAUCUUUCGCAGCAGAAGAGACUGGAGGUCAUUUUGGAUACGGCCCAGUCCCUUCGAAGUUUCAUCCGUAGGAAGUCCAAAAGGGAUCUGCUCUUGGGUGAGGAUGUUGUUGUGGUCAAUGAUUGGGUCAUCGACCUGGUGAAGCUAGCGACAAAAUUUGGCCGUCAGUUGCUGCAACACCCUGAGUCCAUUUUCAGGUAUAUACCUGCAUUUUGCCCUUCGAACACAAUGCCGUACAAGCAGUUCGCAACAGGUCCCAAUAUACUCUCGGUUUGUGGUAUCUCUGCGACGACUUGGGAUGACUGCUUAACCUCCGUCACUAUUCGCAACAAGAUGACAACAACAGGGCAUGUGAAUGAGAAUAGCAGUGGCACAGUUCAAUCGUCCAAGAACGUGCCCCAACCACGGGUGCCUCGAGUCUCGGCGCUUGCUGCAUCCGACAAAGCCUUUGCGCUAGGAACUUCUGAUGGGCGGGUCGUUAUCUUUAACGAGAAGACAUGCCUUGAAGAACGGAUGAUAGAAUCUAGUGCCACGAUUCCAAUCCAGAUUCUUCAGUUCGCAAGCGUGAAGUCCUAUCUGGCGUGUGUCAACAAUCGUUCUAUACAGCUUUGGAACACCGAGACUUGGGAGUGUCUUUUGACCGUUCCAGUUGGGAAACGCUGUCUUGGUAUAACCUUCAUUGAUAACGAUCAGCUGCUUCUGGCCGCUUUAAAGGACAACAAGUUAUUGACCAUCAACCUAGUCGACAUGAACGUCAAAGAUCAGACCGGCUGGGCUGUUGGCCUAGCAGAAGAGUACGGAAGAAAACUGCUGGGCAAAGACCCGCUCUCUGUUGCCUUCCAUCCUGAAAUGGAUCUUCUGGCAGUCGUAUACAGGGGCUCAGACAUCAUCAUCUGGAAUUACGAAGAGGAAGACAUAUACCGCAUCUACAACUUUGAUCGGGGACUAGUUCAGGCGCUUGGAGAGCCUUUCGCAGCCGUCAUGGGCAUGGCAUUCAGCCGUCUUCCACAAUCGUCUCUGCUCGCUGCCAGCUACAACGUCGCUGACCUUGUUCUUUUCGACACUCUUGACGGAAAAAUAAAAGCCAGGGUGUCUAAUGUUGGAGCUCUUAGCCUGUUAACGUCAUCCCCCGAUGGCCGAACGUUGGCGGGGGCAGGACAUGACGGCACCAUCGCAUUAUUCGACUUUGAGACACUUCGUUGGCUAUACAGAAUCAGGAUGGUAGAGCCCGGCAUCACCGGCUUGACGUUUAGUGCCGACAACACGCGUCUCCUCGACACAAGAGGCAGAGGCCGCAGCUGUCGUGUUUGGGAUCCACCUGCUCUGUAUCGUCGUGAGAUUCCAAAAGAGAGCACCCGCACACCCUCGAGCUACAGUGGAGAUAGCGACUAUGCCGAGACCAAUACCACCCAGGACGCAGCAUUGGUCACGGCAGUUGUGUGCGAUGAGACAGGAGACUUCUUCUUUGUCGGCAAGGAUGAUAACACUGUUUCUGUGUACAGUGCUUCCAACGGCGUUCUGAUCAAGCAACUUCUCACUCAUGGCACCAGUAUUCUCAAACUUGUUUAUACCCCCGCAAACCGGACGCUGACAAGCGUUGAUACAGCUGGCUGUCUCAUGGCUAGUCGGAUUGAUCGAGUCGGCCUACAAUGGGAUGUAAACACAAUCUUCACCCAUCAAACAACAGGCACGGGGAUCCAGCACUUCCUGUGCAACUCCGAUUCAACGCGGAUUCUCGUCUGCGCCAAUGACCAAGCUAAUGUCCACUCGGUCUUAAACCCUUCCACUGUAUCGAGGCCGGUCAAUUGCGGGGACCUUGGGCCGUACUGCUGGGCACAACAUCCAUCGCGACCUGAGCUCCUACUGCUCAUAUCCCGAGAUACCGCAUUUCUCUACAGCUGGCGCGACCUGAUAAAAACUGGUCUUGAGGACGGUAUCCUUUUGACGACCUCUCUCCUGCCGGAGUUGACUAUCCAAAGUGCUCUCAGCAUCCUUGACGGCUCAAUAUUGGCCCUUAGCUAUUCUGGCGCCGCCACGUUCGCCGCCAAGCCCUAUCUGUUUUGCUACGAGAGCGAAUCCUUCGGCGAGGACUCGACGAGUGUUUCUCACCUUGAAUCGCUUCAGACACUCUGCGAGAAGAUAGAGCACAUUAUUGGCACGUUCCAUAAGAGGUUGGUUUUCCUAAACGUCAACGGCUGGAUUUGUUCUGUCAAAAUACAAGGCUUCGGGGCACCUGAUAGUAUAUCUCAGCAUUUCAUGCCGCCGUCUGACUGGAUGAAAACCAGCAGAGACUUUUUGAUCCGGGUCUCUGAGCUGGGAGACCUCUUAUUUGCUUGGAAAGGAGAAGUUGCUGUCGUGAAAAGGGGACUGGAAAGGUCUUUCGACUUGUUAGAUGAUUAG
Neoarthrinium moseri is the source of this 4737-nucleotide messenger RNA. RefSeq lists its product as uncharacterized. The transcript has 2 exons. The record is from RefSeq and is a predicted model, not a curated record. Bases 1 to 4737 code for a protein of 1578 amino acids. Lineage: Eukaryota; Fungi; Ascomycota; Sordariomycetes; Amphisphaeriales; Apiosporaceae. Gene Ontology annotation, molecular function: protein binding.